Molecule: messenger RNA, 522 nt
Organism: Diatraea saccharalis (sugarcane borer)
Lineage: Eukaryota; Metazoa; Arthropoda; Insecta; Lepidoptera; Crambidae
Source: the annotation of a GenBank genome assembly
AUGAAACUCAUAGAUAUAGCUAAGGAUCUUCCUCGCAACGCAUCAGCUAACAGCCGCAUCGACACAGCUCACAGAUAUUACACCUCAGUCGAGAGUCGCGACAUGCACGAUCAGAUGGCAGACAUACAGGUGUUCCACGCAUGCGCACGCCUCUACGACAUCAUGUUCACGGCUCCAAGAAUUCUCGCUCAGCUUGGAAAACUCGAUGACCUCACACCACGAUUGCUUGUGAGGAAAUUGAAUAUAAUGGAAAUUAAACCAGUGCACCUCGGGGUAACACUCCUUGUACAGUAUCACCUCAGGAACACAGUAAAUUUUGCUGUCAGAACGAAAGCUGUAGAAGUUUUGUCGACUCGACCUCAAGAAGUCGGGCCACAAGUGGUCGACAUGUUGAAGGCCCUAGCAGCGAAGCUGCUACCUGUAGCUGAACUGUUGGAUGUACACCUGGCACACGCCAGUCCAGCAUUUAAAGACACCUGCCCGUCUACGUGGCUUGGAAUAGUCAACAAUAAAUCACUUUAG